Molecule: messenger RNA, 2029 nt
Organism: Drosophila rhopaloa
Lineage: Eukaryota; Metazoa; Arthropoda; Insecta; Diptera; Drosophilidae
Product: zinc finger protein 2
Exons: 3
Coding region: 228-1784 (518 amino acids)
Cellular component (GO): nucleus
Source: RefSeq, a predicted model, not a curated record
UCGUUUAGCUGGCAUCGGUGCCGAGAAGUCAGAUUGCUGGGCCCAAAUGAUUUGAAAAAUUUUCACUUGCUGAUAUUUUUAGAAAAUUCUGAAAGCGGAAAGACUAAGCUGUGUGAGCUGUCUGGGAAUGGACUCCUGAAAAGAUAGAUGUUCACCGACCAAACAGGAGGAAUAACCAAUUAAAAGGUGAAGAAUUUGCAUAAGAUUCGAUUGAGUGCGUUCGCGGAAUGUGUUCCACCUCGGUGCUGUGUCCCCUGUGCGCGGUGCCCAGCUUCGGCAGCAUUGACGCACUGCAGCAGCGGCUGAUCAAGGCGGCCAACGGCCCACUGGCCUGUCCGUUCGCCAACUGCAAGGAGCUCUUCCUGGGGCUGGACAAGCUCACCAUUCACCUGUUUUCGCACACCAGUCUUAUGAGCCAGGACGCAAUUCCGACCCCGGUUACUAGGCAACCUGUUCCUCCCUUGGUGGCCGUGUCUGCUCCCAAAAGAAGGACCAAGCGAGCCAAGCCCCAGCCCGUCGUGGUCGUGCAAUCCCUGCCACCUGUUCCCCAAACUCCUCCCGCCAGUUGUGACAUUUGCGAAUUCAGCUUCCGGAACAGCGAGCUAAGGGACAUGCACAUCCGGUUGGUGCACGAAAACGCGGAAGGAGAGCAGCCAAUAAAGCAGCCAGAACAUAAGGAGCCGGAUCAGGAGCCAUACAAGUGCCAUCUUUGCUCCAAGACGUUUCGCAUGAAGGGCUCCCUUCGUAUCCACCUGAAAGUGGUGCACAUGAUGGGUGUUCCCUGCUCCAACCCCAGUCCCGUGACCACCACCAUUGCGAUCAGUCCCUCGCCCAAGCUCAGCAUCUGCGAUCGCAUCCGGCACAAGGAGGCGGGAGCCAUGGGAAGCCACUCGCACAACUCAUCGCCCACCAGCUCCCAGCCCUACGCCCUGAGUGGAGCCCUCAGCAUGCUCCAGCAGUCCCCCAAUUCACCGGACUCGGGCGGAGCCACGCCCAAGCUGUGGGAGUGCGAUGUGUGCACCAAGUCCUUCACCACCAAGUACUUCCUCAAGAAGCACAAGCGGCUGCAUACCGGCGAGAUGCCCUACACCUGCGAGAUCUGCGCUAGGACCUUCACCUUCCAGCAGUCGUACCACAAGCAUUUGCUCUACCACAGCGAGGUGAAGCCCCACGUCUGCGUGGUGUGCGGUCGGGCCUUCAAGGAGCUGUCCACGCUGCACAACCACCAGCGGAUCCACAGCGGGGAGAAGCCCUUCAAGUGCGAGGUGUGCGGCAAGUGUUUCCGGCAGCGAGUCUCCUUCCUGGUCCACACCCGUAUCCACACGGGGGUUAUGCCGUACAAGUGCGAGCUCUGCCAGAAGACGUUUAGGUACAAGGUAAGCCAACGCACCCACCGAUGUCCCACCGAGGACGCCCAGACGCCGGAGCAGCUGAUCAAGGCCUUCCUGGAGGGGAACGACUCGCCCACUCAGCCCUCGCCGGCGAGUGCCGAAAUAGCUGCCAUUAACACCGGCGCGAUGGCCGAUCCCGAACAGGAGGCACUGCUCUCGCAGACCAUCGACGACAUUGUGGUGGAGCAGUGCCAGAAGCUGGGCAUUUGUGGCGUGGUGCCACAGGAACAAGGCCAUCUCCUAGCCCUGCAGCCUGUUGCAGUGGUGCACUUCAACGGGAACGGCUCCCCAGUGCAGCAACUCCAAAACUUGAGACUCUAUUCGCCCCAACAGACAGAGCUGCCCAGUUCCGACGGCGAGGUCUUCCAGCGCUUUCUGAUGGACGCGACGUAGCUGGAACAGAUAUAUAUAAUAUAUACAUAUUUAAUUACAUCUCGUUUACCUUACGGCACUGUUACGGUAUACCAAAUAACACUAUGGAUUGACAAACUCUAUGCAAAUAAUUAGCAAUAAUCAAUUUUAAUUUAUAAUUUUUCGGAUUACUCCUUUUAAUUCCUAUUUUUAAUAUCAUAUGCUUCCAUUCAUCAUAGUGUCAUUAUAUUGAAAUCAAAGUUAUCAAAUAAAUAAAAAACUAUAAA